GCCAUGCGGGGGGCCAACCAGUCCUCGGCGGCCGAGUUCAUCCUGCUGGGCUUCUCCGCCUUCCCCCGCCUGCGGCUCCUGCUCUUCCUGCUGGUCCUGCUCAUGCACCUGUCCACCCUGCUGGGCAACCUGCUCAUCGUGGCCACCGUGCGGGCCGAGCGCGGCCUCCACACGCCCAUGUACCUCUUCCUGUGCGCCCUGUCCCUCUCCGAGCUGCUCUACACGCUGGCCAUCACCCCGCGCGUGCUGGGGGACCUGCUGGCCGCGCGCCCCUCCAUCCCCGCGGCCGCCUGCGCCGCCCAGAUGCUCUUCUCCUUCGCCUCCGGCUUCAGCCACUCCUUCCUGCUCACCGCCAUGGGCUGGGACCGCCACCUGGCCAUCUGCCGCCCGCUGCGCUACGCCGAGCUCAUGAGCCCGCGGGGCUGCGCCCGCCUGGUGGCCUGGUCCUGGGCUGCGGGGUGGGCCGUGGGGCUGGCGGCCACCGCGGCCGUCCUCCACCUCCCUUUCUGCGGCUCCAACAGGAUCCACCACUUCUUCUGCCACGUGCCCCCGCUGCUGGAGCUGGCCUGCGGGCGGGAGGCGCGGCGGGUGGCCCGGGGCCUGCGCCUGCUGUGCAGCUCGGCCCUGCUGGGCUGGCUGCUCAUCCUGCUGUCCUACGCCCGCAUCGCGGCCACCGUGCUGAGCAUGCCGUCCCCCGCCCGCGGCCGGCGCAGAGCCUUCUCCACCUGCGCCUCCCACCUCACCGUGGUGGUCGUGCACUACGGCUUCGCCUCGGUCAUCUACCUCAAGCCCGGGGGCCCCCGCUCCCCGGAAGGGGACACCUUGAUGGGGCUCACCUACACGGUCCUCACGCCCUUCCUCAGCCCCAUCAUCUUCAGCCUCAGGAACAAGGAGCUGAAGGCGGUCGUGAGGAAGGCCUUGCUCGGCCACGGCCCCUGCGGGGACCCCUGA
This is a messenger RNA of Cavia porcellus (domestic guinea pig), 951 nucleotides long. Its product is annotated as olfactory receptor 10H5-like. Gene Ontology annotation, molecular function: G protein-coupled receptor activity; olfactory receptor activity. Gene Ontology annotation, biological process: G protein-coupled receptor signaling pathway; detection of chemical stimulus involved in sensory perception of smell. The record is from RefSeq and is a predicted model, not a curated record. Gene Ontology annotation, cellular component: plasma membrane. NCBI's taxonomy places the organism in Eukaryota, Metazoa, Chordata, Mammalia, Rodentia, Caviidae.